AAGCAAUACUCGAGGAGCAGGGUUACAAGCCAGAACAAGUUUGGAAUAUGGAUGAAACAGGUUUGUUCUGGAAAAAGACGCCACAGCGCACUUUCAUCGCCCAAGAAGAACGCCGUGCACCAGGAUUCAAGGCAGCCAAGGACAGGUGCACCGUGCUAUUUUGUGGCAAUGCUGCAGGUCACCUCAUUCGCCCAGGCUUCAUAUACAAGUCUAAGAAACCGCGUGCAUUCAAACACCGCGACAUGAGCUUGCUGCCUGUUUUCUGGAUGUACAAUAAGAAGGCCUAG
Homarus americanus (American lobster) is the source of this 287-nucleotide messenger RNA. RefSeq names its product tigger transposable element-derived protein 1-like. The record is from RefSeq and is a predicted model, not a curated record. Gene Ontology annotation, cellular component: nucleus. Lineage: Eukaryota; Metazoa; Arthropoda; Malacostraca; Decapoda; Nephropidae. Gene Ontology annotation, molecular function: DNA binding.